GCUAGAAUUGGCUAUCAUAAAAUUGUGGAGGUCGACCAUUGGACCAAUUGGCGUAUCGCAGUUUCCACCUCCUCGACCUCGACCUCGACCAUCUCUAUCUCUCUGAGCGUUCACGCUCGUACAUGAUCUUCACUCAAAGCACUCGCGACGAGUUAGUGCUUAUUUCAGUCUUCAUAAAGUACUCGAACUGACAAAUUCUUAUGUCUUCAGUUACCUCAGCGACCUCGUGUUCUCUCUUCUCAGUCAUUGAUAAGGACAUACAGACCUAGUUCAAUAUGCUCGCUCGAAACAUUAUGUAUCUCACUCGCUUCUCUCGGGGCUUUGCGACCCAUGCAAGCAACAUCUCCCGCUUUGCAGCGCCUCCGGCCGUGCUGCAUCUCAAGUCGGGCCAGUCUUUUGCAGGUCGUUCGUUCGGUGCCCCGAAAAGUAUUUAUGGAGAGACCGUGUUCUCCACCUCCAUCACUUCCUACACCGAAUCCAUGACCGACCCUUCUUACCGAGGCCAGAUUCUGGUCUUCACCACCCCUUUGAUUGGAAAUUAUGGUGUUCCAAACAACAAGACACCUGUUAAUGGCAAUGAUGUCGGCGUAUACCUCGAGUCUGAUCGCAUUCAGUGUUCAGCCAUUAUCGUAACCGACGUCGCUGAGAAGGCCUCGCAUUAUCUCGCGGUUGAAUCCCUCGCCGAAUGGUGCAAUCGUCACGGUGUUCCAGGUAUCUCCGGCGUGGACACCCGUGCCAUCACUCGUCUACUUCGUGACCAGGGUACUACUUUGGGGCGAGUUGCUGUUGGCGAUGAUGCCGCUCUCCCCGCACCCAAGGCUGAAGAGUUCUGGGAUCCUACCAUGGAAAACCUUGUAGCUCAAGUAUCCACGAAGAGUCCUUACGUACUCAACCCUACUGGUGAUGUCAAGAUUGCCGUUCUCGAUUUCGGCGCCAAGGCAAACAUUCCCCGUUCCCUCGUUCGCCGUGGAGCUUCGGUCACGAUGCUUCCUUGGAACUUCGACUUCAACAAGAUCCGUGAUCAAUAUGAUGGUCUUUUCCUCUCCAAUGGUCCUGGUGAUCCGAACCACUGCAUGGAGGCUGCCGUGCAUUUGAGGAAGACCAUGCAGGAGUGGGACAAGCCCAUCUUCGGUAUUUGCAUGGGUCACCAGGUCAUCGGUAUUGCAGCUGGUUUGGAUGCUUACCGUAUGACUUUCGGUAAUCGUGGUCACAACCAACCUGUCCUUGCCCUCGCUUCAUCUGGCUCUAUCAAGGCUGGUCGUGUCUAUGUUACAAGUCAAAACCAUCAAUAUGCUCUCAAGUUGCAGGAUCCUUUCCCUGCUGGUUGGGAGCCAUUCUUCAUCAACUGCAAUGACUCGUCGGUCGAGGGUAUCAAGUCGACCCCCGAUUCCGGUCGCAAGAUCUGGGGUGUACAGUUCCACCCUGAGAGUGCUGGCGGACCCCUUGACACUAUCGAGAUGUUCACUGACUUCCUCGCGGAGUGCCGUGCACAUAAAUACCAGUUGCAGACGAAGAAAAACGACGUCAUGGGUGCUGCUAAAGUCCAACCCUUCUUGACGAAGAAGAACGCUUCUCGACGUGUUGCUGUCGCUGCUUAAUACCUCUCAUCUGUCUUUGUUUUCUUUGUGAAAUUGCUUUGCGUAAAGUUAUAGAGUGUAAUAUGUACCAUAACAACUUGAACAAUAGAAGUUACUCUUGCAGACCGUUGUAAUUCCUCGGGUUCGGAAGUGAUGCAUGACAUGAAAGGGAAAUCCUGUAAGAUGGUAUUCACCAAGACUCCGCGCGAGAUAUGACUAUGUGCAUCCUAAAUACAUUGAGCAAGAUAUA
Messenger RNA from Somion occarium, 1827 nucleotides. NCBI's taxonomy places the organism in Eukaryota, Fungi, Basidiomycota, Agaricomycetes, Polyporales, Cerrenaceae. The record is from the annotation of a GenBank genome assembly.